Cyprinodon tularosa is the source of this 4313-nucleotide messenger RNA. RefSeq names its product amyloid beta (A4) precursor-like protein 1 (gene aplp1). Gene Ontology annotation, cellular component: Golgi apparatus; plasma membrane. The transcript is spliced from 14 exons. Lineage: Eukaryota; Metazoa; Chordata; Actinopteri; Cyprinodontiformes; Cyprinodontidae. Gene Ontology annotation, biological process: axonogenesis; central nervous system development. The annotation marks the transcript as partial. Gene Ontology annotation, molecular function: alpha-2B adrenergic receptor binding; alpha-2C adrenergic receptor binding; alpha-2A adrenergic receptor binding. The record is from RefSeq and is a predicted model, not a curated record.
UUUUGAGUUCCUUUCUUUCUGCUGCAGAAGGCGAGUAUGUGAGUGAAGCCCUGUUGGUGCCCGACAGGUGCCGUUUUCUUCACCAGGAGCAGAUGAACAUCUGUGAGAGUUACGUCUACUGGCACAACAUUGCCAAAGAGGAAUGCACUGCAGAGAAUCUUGAGCUGCACAGCUACGGGAUGCUGCUGCCAUGUGGGGAUCACUUCAGAGGUGUAGAGUACGUCUGCUGCCCGGGAAGGAGCCCCUCAAAUGGAAAAGGAGAGACAGAGGAAAAGGAGGUCCCUCAAAUGCUUGCAUCCCAGACUGCUGCAAAACCUGGCUCUGUCAAGUUGAUGGCACCUACUCCAAGCCCCACCCCAGAAAAGGAAGUGGACGAUGUAGACAUGGAGGAGGAGGACGAUGAAGUGGUAGAUGAAGAAGAGGAUGAACAGGAGGAAAACUUUGAUGAGGAUGAGGCAGAAGAAGAAGAAGAAGAGGAGGAAGAAGAAGAAGAAGAAGAAACAACAGCUGCAAAGGAGCAGGAGGAUUAUGAAUACCCUCUUGAUCCUUACCGGACAUCUGACUACUCCUUCUACUAUGACGACAGUCACAAACCCACAACGUCUACCCCUUUGGUCAAGGGAGACAUCUUUACUACAACUCGCCCCACAGAUGGGGUUGAUGUUUACUUUGAGAAGCCAGUGGAUGACACCGAGCACGCCAACUUCCUGCGUGCCAAAACGGACCUGGAGGAGCGCAGAAUGAAACGCAUCAAUGAGAUAAUGAAGGAAUGGGCGGAGGCUGACCAUCAGUCACAAAACCUGCCAAAGUCAGAGCGACAGGCUUUAAAUGAGCAUUUCCAGUCUGUGCUGCAGACGUUGGAGGAACAGGUUGCUGGGGAGAGACAGAGGCUAGUGGAGACUCAUCUCGCCAGAGUCGAGGCCAUUCUCAACAACAACCGUCGCCUAGCUUUGGAGAACUACCUGACGGCUGUACAAUCUGAUCCCCCCCAGCCUGAGCGGGUGCUUCAGGCUUUAAAGCGGUACAUGGCUGCAGAGCAGAAGGACCGCAGACACACUCUGAGGCACUACCAGCAUAUUGUGGCUGUCGACCCACAGAAAGCUGAGCAAAUGAAAUUCCAGGUGUACACACAUCUACAUGUCAUUGAGGAAAGGAUGAACCAAAGUCUUGCUCUGCUUUAUAAGGAUCCAACAUUAGCUGAGGAGCUACACAGUGACAUCCAGGAGCUUGUCAAGGCAGAGCGAGGCGACAUCAGCGAGCUCAUGACUACUUCCUUCUCCGAGACCCGGACCACUGAAGUGCUCAUACCAGCAGAGAGCGAGGAAGAGAAGGAUGACGAAGAGGAGGAGGAGAGGGCCUUCCAGAACCGGCCUUACCCUCCUCGCAUCGAUCUACACUCCAAUAGGAAAGAGGAUGAAUAUGAUUAUACCACAUCUGAAAGAGGCCGUAAUUAUGAAUAUGAGGAAAAGAUUAACACCUCUGCUGAGCUCAAACAGGUGGUGAAACCAAAUGAGAUUGCAAGAGAUGAACUGCCCGAUGUCCUGGAUACGUUUAACCGUGGUGCCAUGGUUGGCUUGCUGGUGGUUGCUGUAGCAAUUGCCAUGGUGAUGGUGAUCAGCCUGCUGUUGGUGCGCAGGAAGCCAUACGGCACUAUUAGUCAUGGCAUUGUGGAGCAGGUCGACCCUAUGUUGACACCCGAAGAAAGGCAGCUCAACAAAAUGCAAAACCACGGCUACGAGAACCCCACCUACAAGUUCUUUGAGCAGAUGAACUGAAGCUCUGAAUGCUACCAGCAAGUCAUGCCUCACCACAUGUUUUGUCCCCCCCCCCCACACUUGUCCAUACAAUGAUGUCCCAGCUGCACUUCCUGUGACAGUUUGAUGAUGUGUUGCAGAUUUUAUUUAACUGGUGAAACUAGGGUGCUUCCCCAAAACCAGUUAAUUGCAUCAUAAAGUGAUUAAUGAGAUACGAUACAACCCUGUGUUAAUUAUUGUAGUCAAAUAUUCCUUAACGUGAAGCAGAGCUACAGACCAUCCACCUCAUUCCUGUGGCAUGACGACCUACUGCUCCUCACUAGAAACUGAAUUUUGAAUGGUACAUAAUGCUUUAUUAUUACUAUUUAUUUUUCAUUCGUAGUUUCUUUGUUGAGAUUGUACCACAGUAACAGUUCUCUGUGUAGAUGAGUGUGAAUGGCAGCCUAGUUUAUAAUCGAGCUGAAAAACUUACCUCUACGAGUCACUGACAGCUGUAGGUAAAGUAGUGAAGGUUUUGAAUGUAUGAGACAAACAGGCUUCAAUUCAAAAACAAAUUAGUACAGAAACGCUGUUUCAGCUGGUGGCACAAAAAAUCUUUAGACAUUUAGCAAAAUAUACCCUAAAUAUCAAUUAAGCUGUAUAUUUGUUUUAUUGUUUGGCUUUCAAAAACAGCUGUUCUACGAAAAAAUUUGAAGUCUUUUAUUUUACUGAAAGCAUGACAACUUUGGUGUAUGAUGCUGCAGUAUUUCUUUGUGUUGUUCUUGUCAUUGCUUUUGAAGAGUCCAGAAUGUUCCUAAAGGACACUGUAAAUACCGUAGGACGUAUCCGCUACUAGAUGUAGACAUUUCUAUUAUUAAUUUACAUCGGUGUAAUGGAAAAAAUGCAUAAAAAAAAAGAUUAAGAAACAAUAAACACAUUGUGCUGUUUUGAGAAGGAGAAACAUUUUCCUAACAUGGCUGAUUGAAAACGGACUGUUGUAAAAACCAGCACAAGACAACGACACAGCAACUACUUUCUGAAUGUAUUCGAGGUAGACGUUGAUUCCUCCCUCUUUUUCUUUUGAUGCCUGUAGUAAACGUGGGUAGGAGUAGUGCACCGACACAUUUAAGGGACUACCCCCCCCCCCUUCCCCGUGCCCUCAUCAUCACUUGGUGUAGCAGCCUUUUUAUUUUCACAUAUUAGCAGGGGGAUUAUUUAAAAUAAAUCCUGCACAGGGCAGAUCAGUGUGUAAAAGGGCACAGCUAUGGGUAUUGGGUCACCAUAUGAAGUAACUUCUUGACACUCUGGCAUGACAGUCAUAUUCUCUUUUUUUAUAUGCCAAUUUGACCUAACUAAACUCAAAAACACUGAAUUAUAUAGUCUCUAGGAGCUUUAUUUAGGUCUCCUCAUACAAAAAGCUUUUGAUUGAAUGACUCAUUGUAGUUUUCAUAUUUAUGACCAACUUGGUACCCCAAACAGGCAAGGGAUUGCCCCUUUUAAUUCUGACUAACUGUUUACAGCUUAGUGUGUCGGUUAAAUUUCCUUUAGCCUCUGAAGUCGAUGAUUGGUCACCUUGUUUAGAAAAGGUCACACUGUGCAGUUGAGUGGUCUUUUACUGUAUGUUUCUGCACAAAUGAUUUUAUAUGUUUUGGUCUGCUGGUUAUUUUACAUAAAGCUCAUCUAGAAAGUGUGUGGGGUGGGGGUCCUUUUUCUUUUUUUUAUGUGUUUUCUUGAAAAAAAAAAAGAAAAGGAGGUUUGCCAUGUUUUUGUUUGUCUUGUCAGGUGGGUUAAAAGGCGGGUUGUGGUCUUGUUAUGACGGGAAAAGAAAAGUCACAGCCCCAUGUAUAAAGUGUACAGCUCCGUUAGUGAAUGAAAACAUUGUAUGUUCACAGUUUAAGUCAUUCGAUCUCGUAAUGAUACUACUGAAACCAUAAAUGAGAAUAAGCUUGCCUGUGUUUCCCAAACCACCGAAGGUUUCCUACCAGCAUUUAGCAAAACUCAACAUGGUAUAUACUCUAGUUACUCAAGUCACAUUUGUACUUAAACAUCCUGAUUCCGAUUCUAGGCUUCUUCUUCGUUGGUCCAUCCCCUUACUCCCUAAAUAAAAUAUAAACUAUGUUAUUAAGGUUUUAAUGGCUGCAUUAUUGCCUUUUACAAUGCUGUGUUUUGGAUGUAACUAUUCUGUAUUUUUUAUUUAUUAUGUAACAGUCAGUUGAAUGGAGGGUCAUGCAUUUCACAUGUAAUUAGAAGCAAGUAUGAGAAAAAUCUAUGUUGCAGAGGAAAUGUGAAUCCUAAUUGACAUGAAGCGUCACUAAGCACAACUAAAUUGUCCAUUUUUGUAAAGUCUGCAAGAUUUAAAACUGGUUAAACAAUGUAAAUUUAUUAGGAUAUUGUUGCUACCAUUGAAAGAGCUGUUCUUUAUUUUCAUUAAGUCCUUUAACCAAAGACAUGCUCCGUGACUUCUUGAAACAUAUUAGUUUAUUUGGCAAAGUAUUUCUGUGUAGCUGUACUGUAAGCAAUCUGGCAAAUAAAAUCUUAUUGAGUUGAUUAAACGUGUAAUAAAGUUGAAUGACCCCUUAA